AUGGCUGAAAACAAUAUAAAAAUGGCCCUCAGUCCCCGGCAGACCUUUGAUGGUCAGAGGGUGCGAAUAAUCUCCGGGUCAGCCAUGACGAUUGCUACGUGGAACGUCAAGAGUAUGUACCGCACCUAUAAAGUGGUAAAUAUAGAACGGGAGAUGCUAAGACUUAAGAUAAACAUCCUUGGGGUGAGUGAGUCUAGGCACCAGGGAACUGGAGUCUUGUUACGGGAUGACACAGUAGUAUAUUAUAGCGGUAACAAUGAUAAAAAUCACUACAACGAUGUGGCCGUCAUUAUCAGCAGACAUCUACAUCAUCAGGUUCAGAGUUUCUUACCCAUAUCGGACAGAGUUUUAGUCCUGGAGUUAAGAGCAAAACCUAGAAACAUCCAGAUAGUCCAGGUUUAUGCACCAACCACCGAUGCUACUGACGAGGAUAAUGAACUCUUUUACGAACAAGUAGAAAACGCUCUUAAACAUCUCAAUCCACACAACAUUAUCCUAGUCCAAGGCGCCGAUAUUGGAUCUGAUCACAAUCCGGUUGUUGCAUCCCUUCGCUGUAGUAUGAAAAUUCUAAAACCUAAAUCAAAAAGACAACAAAUGGAUGUGACCAGACUUAAAGAACCGGAAAUACGGCUUAAAACAGCUACAGAAAUAAAUAUGGCUGUUGACCGCUUGAACAAAGAACUUGGUCCUAAUGUUGACGUAGAAGAGACAUGGACUAAAUUAAAGGAAAAGCUUGUUGAUACUGGUAAAAGAAUUCUCCAACCAUUAAAAUGUAAAAUAAAAAACCGCUGGAUCACUGAGGAGAUUUUAAGCCUAAUGGAACAGCGCAGAUCCCACAAAGGAGUAGACGAUCAACAAUAUAAAUACAUACACAAGUUAAUCCAAACAAAAGUACUUGAAGCGGAAGAAAAAUGGAUGGUUGACCAAUGCAUUGCGAUAGAAGAGUUUGAGGCCAGAUAUGAUUAUUUUAAUGUGCAUAGGAAAGUCAGGGAAAUAACGGGUACUUUUAAAACACGAAACAUGAACUGUAACGUUUUACUGGAUGAUCAGGGAAAUCCUGCUAAAACAAUUGAAGAUAGACUUAAUACUUGGCAAAAUUAUAUAACAACACUAUUCCAUGACGUUAGACCUGCUCUAGAAUCAAGUUCAUGUGGAAAUGUUGUUGUUAUGAUG
Molecule: messenger RNA, 1173 nt
Organism: Brenthis ino (lesser marbled fritillary)
Lineage: Eukaryota; Metazoa; Arthropoda; Insecta; Lepidoptera; Nymphalidae
Source: the annotation of a GenBank genome assembly